Molecule: messenger RNA, 1097 nt
Organism: Dermacentor albipictus
Lineage: Eukaryota; Metazoa; Arthropoda; Arachnida; Ixodida; Ixodidae
Source: RefSeq, a predicted model, not a curated record
AAAGUUUUCAAAGUCAGUUGCUAUGCUUCUCAUGAGCCAAAAUUUAGUUACACUCAAAAUUUCUCUGGAUGCGUAUUGGACUAACUAUGAAAUACUUUUCAUUGUGCGCGUACUUGUGCAUUCUACUUAAUCUGGCGCUUCCAGAUAUUGUUUACGGUUAUCAGCGUUCACCCUGUAUUAGGUGUUUCUGUAACAAUGGCAGAUCAAAAUGUGCACUGGGGACCGACAAGUGCGUGUGCAGACAUGGAUGGCUGUACUUGAACAACAAAGGACGUUGCAUCGUUGACGCUGAGGACUGCGGCCUGCAUACCAAUAGAACGAAUUCCAAGCCGGGCUGCUUGUCUUGCUGGUGUUCACGUGGCAGUGAUCACUGCGAAAUGAUAGGCACCGACUGCAUGUGCCAAGACGGAAACGUAUACGUCACCGCCACUGGUAUUGAUUGUGCUCGUGACUGGGACGAGUGCACGCCGCCUUAUUACAACAUAAGCACUUGCGCUCAAUGCGCCUGUCCGCCCGGCGAGAAGAAGUGCCAUCUUCUCGGCAACAGGUGCCAUUGUAUCGAUGGGAAAUACUACAUGCCUGGUUCCGACGAAUGUGUCCAAAAUAAAGAGGACUGUACGUUCGUCAACCCGGCCAGCACUUGCGCUCAGUGCACCUGUCCGCCCGGCGAGAAGAAGUGCCAUCUUCUCGGCAACAGGUGCCAUUGUAUCGAUGGGAAAUACUACAUGCCUGGUUCGGACGAAUGUGUCCAAAAUGAAGAGGACUGUAAGUUCGUCAGCCCGACGAGCACUUGCGCUCAAUGCACCUGCCCGCUCGGCAAGAAGAAGUGCAAUCUUCUCGGCAACAGGUGCGAUUGUGUCGAUGGGAAAUACUACAUGCCUGGUUCCGACGAAUGUGUCCAAAAUAAAGAGGACUGUAAGCUCGUCAGCCCGUCGAGCACUUGCGCUCAAUGCACCUGUCCGCCCGGCGAGAAGAAGUGCCAUCUUCUCGGCAACAGGUGCCAUUGUAUCGAUGGGAAAUACUACAUGCCUGGUUCGGACGAAUGUGUCCAAAAUGAAGAGGACUGUAAGUUCGUCAGCCCGACGAGGUAAGACUCC